Messenger RNA from Penicillium daleae, 2118 nucleotides. Its product is annotated as Zn(II)2Cys6 transcription factor domain-containing protein. The coding region runs from base 1 to 2118 and encodes 705 amino acids. Gene Ontology annotation, molecular function: DNA-binding transcription factor activity, RNA polymerase II-specific; RNA polymerase II transcription regulatory region sequence-specific DNA binding; zinc ion binding. The transcript has 3 exons. The record is from RefSeq and is a predicted model, not a curated record. NCBI's taxonomy places the organism in Eukaryota, Fungi, Ascomycota, Eurotiomycetes, Eurotiales, Aspergillaceae. Gene Ontology annotation, biological process: regulation of DNA-templated transcription; cellular response to starvation. Gene Ontology annotation, cellular component: nucleus.
AUGAACGUGGCAGCCAAGGACGGCUCCCAGUCACCUGCAGAUCCAAGUGGCCCCGAUCGCGAUUCCGCCGAUGCCACUGAGCACUCAGAGCAGAUGGAUUCUAUCAGAGAUAAGACGAACGGUGACGGUAUGAAAAAUGAAAAUGGCCGAAAAGCUGCAAACGCAAAGGACCCCUCGCGACCGCGCCGGAAGAAGGCCCGGAGAGCGUGCUUUGCUUGCCAGCGAGCCCACUUGACAUGCGGUGACGAACGACCCUGUCAACGUUGUAUCAAGCGCGGCCUCCAGGACGCCUGCCAUGACGGUGUUCGCAAGAAGGCCAAGUAUCUCCACGACGCUCCCGACGGAGCAUUGAUGCCCAGUGUGGGAGGCAACUUUUAUAGCAACAGCAACAACGGCAAUGGAAUAACGAAUGGCUUGCCCACGAUGUCCCAAAAUGGUUCCUCGUCUACGCCGCAGCAACAAGCGCAACAGCAAACUCCAAGCACGACCAGUUUUUACCCCACGCCUCAGCCCCAGCCUCAGCCGCAGCCGGGAUCGUACAACGUGUAUCCAGACACCACUAUAAGCCAGAGCCCGUUCACCACCCAGUCCCCUGUAUCGCCAACGUUCAAUCUGAAAACCAGCACCAACGGUCGCAAUGCUAGCCUGCCCUCCACUGUGGGCCAGCAGCCCACGCCGAGCACGGCGCUCUCGGGGGAUCCCAGCCAAUCGCAGAAUCCAUUUGCAGGACCCUUCUUCGACCCCAGCGACCCGGCACUCUUCAAUUUCGACUUGUCUAGCAUGAAUUUCGAGAAUCGCUAUGGUGCUCUCGAAUUCGGCAUGCUCGGUCACAUGGCCACCGGUGCGGGUGAUUCACCGACCGACUCGGCAGGGCAGCGAGGGUCGAUCGGCCGCAGUGGGUCUGCUCAGUUCUCCACGCCAGCUCCUGGCUUUGGCGAAAGUCCGGGGAAUCAACAGCCAUUCUUGUUUGGGGACCCUUUGCUCAAUGAUUGGUCAGCUGGUCAAGCCUCGGGACAACAACCGCAUGUGAACGUCAGCGGCGUAUAUGGCCAGAAUGGCAUGUUGUCCGGCCACAUGAAACCAGAUGCGCCGCAUGCCUUUGCGAUUGAGAGCGGUCCAGCCAGCUUCACAAGCCCUGGAUCUGCGACGACCAGUCCACAUGUGACGGUGGCUGGACUUGAAGAUGCGACUGCGUUCAACAAUAACAAUGUACCCAAGCCGAGUAGCAACUUAAUGCCGACUGGGCAGCGACCCCUGAUCACGACCCCGAGCCUAAAGCAUCGGGAUCUACAGGUGGGCCCUCGGCGACGUCAUCGCAACCCGUCGUCGAUCUAUGAAAGUGUGAAGGAGCCGUACGGUUAUACGAGUGGCUUCCACAAUCUUACUGCUUUCAUCCAGCGGCGGUUCACUCCGCAAAAGACCUUGCGUAUCGCUAAAGCACUCGCUUCCAUUCGUCCCUCCUUCAUUGCAACCACCAAAACCCUGAACCGCGAUGAUCUUAUCUUCAUGGAAAAAUGCUUCCAGCGGACACUCUGGGAGUACGAAGACUUUAUCAAUGCCUGUGGCACGCCGACCAUCGUCUGCCGACGCACUGGCGAGAUCGCCGCCGUCGGUAAAGAAUUCAGCAUCCUCACCGGAUGGAAGAAGGAUGUCCUUCUAGGCAAAGAGGCGAACCUUAACGUCAACACGGGCGGAUCUGCACCACCACAGUCUGGCACCACGUCACGGGGAAGCUUCACGCCGCGUAGCUCGACGCUAGAAAAUGCCAAUAGCGGACGACCUCAGCCCGUCUUCCUAGCGGAGCUGCUAGAUGACGAAAGCGUGGUCGAGUUCUAUGAGGACUUUGCACGCCUUGCGUUUGGCGACUCCCGCGGUAGUGUCAUGACGCGAUGCAAGUUGCUCAAGUAUAAGACCAAGGAGGACAUGGAAGGUGGCUCGUCUGAUGAGCAUGGCAAGUGGAACAAUCAUUUGCGCAAGGGUGGGAUUGCCGGUGAAGCUGGCAUGAACCAGUUGGGCUUCAAGGAUGGCAAGGUCGAAUGCGCGUACUGCUGGACAGUCAAGCGAGAUGUGUUCGACAUUCCAAUGCUCAUCGUGAUGAAUUUCUUACCGUGCAUUUGA